AGUUCAGACACAACUGGAAAGAUACUAAAUAUGGCACGCGUGCAUAGGAUUUGACCUCAAGCUUCUUGACUGGUCACAAUUUUCUGACCGUUGGUUGUCCCUUACACGUUUCGUCUUGGAAUAUUGGGUCAAAAUACAGCAAUUCCUAGUCAACCAAGCAAUUCGAGUGGGAAAAAGUACUAUUUCGGAUUUUAUUCUCCCUCCCUCCCUUCAUCCCACUCUCUCUCUCCACCUAUAAAAGGCCUAUCAUUCCAUUCUCUAUCCAUAUCCUCUCUCUCUCUCUCGCUCUCUCGCACUAUAAAACUCUUCUGCAUUUCUGAUCACCUAUUCCCAACAAUGGAGUUCAUGUAUCCAUGUUUACAUCUCUAGCCUUUUUGGAGAGGAGGUGAGAUUAAUUUUGGAACGUUUUCUUUAAUUUCAUGGAUACGAAGCCUGCAAGCUUGGUUAAAAAUGGAGGAAUCUUGAAAAUUCCAGUUGGGUUUCGAUUCCACCCAACUGAUGACGAGCUCCUUGUUCACUACUUGAAGCGUAAGGUCCACUCUCUUCCGUUGCCUGCCGCGGUUAUACCUGAACUUGAUGUUUUCCAGUAUAAUCCUUGGGACUUACCAGGUGAUUCAAAGGAGAAAAGGUAUUUCUUCUUCGGCAAAAGAAACAGUAACGUGAACAGAUGCAACCAGAUGAUCAGUGCCGGGUCGGGUCACUGGAAAGGUAUUGGCAAAGAAAAGCAGGUUAUGGCUUCCUCUGGGAGCAACCAAACAGCUAGUAUAAUUGGGGUGAGAAAAACACUGGUUUUCUUCAAAGGGAAGAAGCGUCCCCGUGGGUUCAGAUCAACUCACUGGAUCAUGCAUGAAUUUCAACUUAUGGGCUCUUCUGCUACAACCCUCAAUGCAUGCCAGCAGAAAUUGAUGACAGAAAUGGAAGGCUGGGCUGUGUGUUGCAUACACCGAAAGAAAGCGAAAUCCAAAAGGAGUAGUACUCGGGCCAAAAAUGGAAACACAACUAGGAAAGUGGGGAUCAAGAUUAGACCUAGUAGUGUAACAACAGACAUGGCAACAAAGGACAACAGUGAAUCAGGCCCUCCUGAUCAACCAUCUUCUCCAUCAUGUUCAAGUGAGAUCACUGAAUGAAAACUCUUCCAAAGGAUCAGAUCACGAGGAAGAAAUUAUUAACCAAUAAUAUUGCCUUCAUCACUAGUUUCUUCUUCACACCUUGUAUGGCAAAAAUUAUCAUUUUAGAAUCCUCUAGCUCAUAGGACUUGUACGAGUGUAUUUUAGUUGCUUGGCUACAAAUUAAUGAGAAGACGUAAUUCGAUUUUGAAUUUUCCGCCUCA
This is a messenger RNA of Rhododendron vialii, 1330 nucleotides long. RefSeq names its product NAC domain-containing protein 83-like. Bases 420 to 1127 code for a protein of 235 amino acids. Gene Ontology annotation, molecular function: DNA binding. Gene Ontology annotation, biological process: regulation of DNA-templated transcription. The record is from RefSeq and is a predicted model, not a curated record. NCBI's taxonomy places the organism in Eukaryota, Viridiplantae, Streptophyta, Magnoliopsida, Ericales, Ericaceae. The transcript is spliced from 3 exons.